AUGUUCUACCUACCAAAGAACGAUGAUUGUUUGCCUCCCAUCCAUUAUGUCUUGCAAGCUCUUCAGGAUCACCCAGGGGCGUGGGAGCAUUUCUGCAGAGACUGUAAUGUGCACAUGGUGGCUAAACUACGCAACAAGAACAAUCCAAUGCAGCCACUGAAUUGCAACAGAAUGGGAGGCUUAGCAACAAGAGAAUGGCCGUGUCUAGUGGGAUUCCGUGCAAGACAGUGGACUGGGCAGAUUCUUGAAACUUGGGUCAAAAAGGUUGCGCAGAAGCUCCAAUCUGUCGCACAUAUCAAAUGCUACUAUCCUCUUCCUUUGGAGUACGCUGGGGACAUCACGCUGCCAAACAUCCAAGUGCUCAGCUGUUCCGUCACCGUUCAGGAUAUUCUGGAAGCUCUUGAACAGCGGAUCUUUCCAGACAUGACAUUGGCAAAUAUCCUAGAACAGCAAGAUAUGACCAUUUACUUUGGCAACAAAUCCCUAAUACUUGCGAGAAGCCAUGUGACUGCAGGACGGGGCGAUGCAGCCGCAAAUGGCUUCUACAAGCCUCACAUUGCACACAACAACUUCUUCCAUUAA
Cylindrotheca closterium is the source of this 582-nucleotide messenger RNA. Lineage: Eukaryota; Bacillariophyta; Bacillariophyceae; Bacillariales; Bacillariaceae. The record is from the annotation of a GenBank genome assembly.